Molecule: messenger RNA, 796 nt
Organism: Marmota monax (woodchuck)
Lineage: Eukaryota; Metazoa; Chordata; Mammalia; Rodentia; Sciuridae
Product: centromere protein K-like
Biological process (GO): kinetochore assembly; mitotic sister chromatid segregation
Cellular component (GO): nucleus
Source: RefSeq, a predicted model, not a curated record
GAUACUGAAGAAUAACUUAUUAAAGAAUAUGAAGAAAUAUGGAAAGACAUGGAAGAAUAACUCCCCUGACAGAGGAUGUUCUGAUAACAUUAGGAACAGAAGAGUUCCAAAAAUUAAGACAUGAUCUUGAAAUGGUACUAUCUACCAUUCAGUCAAAGAGAAAGUUAAAGGAAGACCUAAAAAGGGAACAAUGGUUGGAUGAACUGCAACAAAUAAUGGAAUCUCUUAAUGCACUUUACAGUGAAUUGAAAAAUCAGUUUGUGACAUUUUCUGAAACAAAAAUCUUUAGUGAGCUGAAAACUAAAAUGCUUAAUAAAAAAGCAUUCAAGGAGAAACUCUUGAUUACUUUGGGUGAGUUUCUAGAAGACCAUUUUCCUCUGCCUGAUGGGAAUGUUAAAAAGAAAAAGAAAAACAUUCAAGAAUCAACCAAACAGUUGAUAACAACGCAUGAAAUAUUAGAGAUUCUUAUAAAUAGAUUAUUUGAUGGUUCACAUGAUCCAUAUGUCAAAAUCAGUGAUUCCUUUUGGCCACCUUAUAUUGAGCUGGUGCUGCGUAAUGGAAUUGCCUUGAGACAUCCAGAAGAUCCAACCAGAUUGAGAUUAGAAGCCUUCCAUCAAUAAAAGGAUGUUCUUUUUUCAUAACAGGAAAGAAUCUUUUCAUCUAAGGAUAAUGGAAACAGGACUAUUUGAAUAAAAGAAUAUUAUUUGCAAAUCGAAGUAAUAGCUUAUCUUUCUUUUAUCCUUAAGUGACAUGUAUUGCCAUUUCUUCAUUUAAAAAAUGGUCCUUUCUUAUUCAU